Molecule: messenger RNA, 387 nt
Organism: Oryza sativa Japonica Group (Japanese rice)
Lineage: Eukaryota; Viridiplantae; Streptophyta; Magnoliopsida; Poales; Poaceae
Source: RefSeq, a predicted model, not a curated record
AUGAGGCGCCUCCGACGCCACCGGCUGCGGCAGCCUCGGGGCGUCCCUCCACCGUCCGGCAGCCAUGGUGGCCGCGAGCUGCUCCGGCCAGAUCCGCCUGCAGCGGCGUCCACACCGGUGCCCCCACCACCACCCAGUCCCGGCCGCCGUGACAGCGCCGACACCCCUCCGGCCGCCGCGGCGACGCCAGCGAAACCACCGCCGCAGCCGCUCUGCCGCCGAGCCCACAAGGCCCCGAGCCGCCGCACCCUCGCCGUCGCGUCGCCGUACCGGCCAGAUCCAACCUCAGAGGCGCCGGAUUCACUGCCUCCCCACGUCGGCCCGCUGUCUUCGCCUUCGGCCGCUGAGGUCGCCGUCGUCGGCUAUGCCCCAUCCUCCCCACGCUGA